Messenger RNA from Pleurotus ostreatus (oyster mushroom), 513 nucleotides. RefSeq lists its product as uncharacterized. Lineage: Eukaryota; Fungi; Basidiomycota; Agaricomycetes; Agaricales; Pleurotaceae. Bases 1 to 513 code for a protein of 170 amino acids. The record is from RefSeq and is a predicted model, not a curated record. The transcript has 5 exons.
AUGUUCACGUUCAAGUUCUUCCUUUCUUUCGCCUUGGUGGUAUGUCUUGCCGGUCGGGCCCUAGCGGCCUUCAAUAUCACCGUCGGGACUGCCGAACUCGCAACCAAAGACAUUAUCGCCCCUACUACAGCAAUUCCGAGCCUCUGCUCGCAGAACUGUACCAUCGCCCAGAAUAUCCUGAUUGGCUGCGCAGACGACGCCAGCUGCUUGUGUGGCACCGACGCCCUUGGCAACCUUACUCAGUGCGAACAGUGCAUAUUCACGGAGUUGAUUAGAGAGAAUAAGCCCAUGGCCGACUUCCGCGCUGGGUCGAACCCGGUAUUGGGUGCUUAUAGAACUGCAUGCAACGCGAGCACCAACACUAUGCCCCCGGCCGACACUCUCGUCCUCACGCUCCCCUCUGAUUGGGAUGGACCCUUCGUCUCCGUUCUUCCUGUGGGCGUCGCUAUCAUCUACGCUCUCUUUGGAGGAUUCUUCGGUAUCUCUGGCAUCCUCCUCCUCUGCAACAUGUGA